Messenger RNA from Thyridium curvatum, 801 nucleotides. RefSeq lists its product as uncharacterized. The record is from RefSeq and is a predicted model, not a curated record. Lineage: Eukaryota; Fungi; Ascomycota; Sordariomycetes; Thyridiales; Thyridiaceae. Bases 1 to 801 code for a protein of 266 amino acids. The transcript is spliced from 4 exons.
AUGGUGCCUCCUUUGUCCAUUUUCGGUGCCAUGCGGUGGCGGCGCCGCAUGUCUCUGCCCCUAUCGAGUACUGAUACCACACACACCUCUGAUGAGGCUUACGAGCAAGGGGAACGCGAGGUACACGCAGCCCAGCUUGGUAGUUGGCUGUCGAAUGUCCGACGAGACGCAGGCAGCGUACGCUUCUUGAAAUGCCUCCGUUGCAUCCGGGCCGCAGCCGACGCAAUCGACGCCGACCCGGAGCGGCUCAGCUAUGCCACCGCCAACUGCCUCAUCACAUCAACCUCAUACCGCUGCGAUAGCUGUGAGGACACCCUUGAGCAAGGACAGCCCUGCGUUGCAGCAUCCGCAGCCAUGGUCAAGGACGAGGUCGACCUGUUCAAGUUACUGGAGUGGGUUCAUCAGCACUUGGACAUAUUCGAGCCCAUAGCCCAUUCAGUGGUGUUGGACACGUCGCAAUGGUCCAAAGAUGAUAUCUCGAGGAUACUCGCAGCUAUCAAACGCCUGCUCCUCCAAUUCUUGGCCGUGGAGUCUGCCCAUCGCGAGGAAUACCAACUCGAUCGUGUUGAUCAAGACAACAAGGUAUUGCUUGAUUAUCGGAAUCACUAUGCCCAGCGGUAUCAGGCGUUCUACUACCAAGGCUUGGACCCGGGAGAUAGAGGAUUCGCCGCCUGGAAAGUUGCCAAGUCUACUUUUUUGAGCGAUGUUAUCGAUGUCGUUUGUGGCAUUGAAGGCUGCGAUUGGCUAAGCAUGUUAGAUGCCGUCCCCAUCAAUUUCAGGUCCAAUACUUUGUAUAUCUGA